AUGUCAGAGAUUCCUAUUCAUUUUCGACACUGCAUUUUGUAUGAGUUACAAUUAGGGAACAAUGCAAGUGCUGCUGCCCGCAAUAUAUGUGCUGCACUUGGUGAAGGUGCUGUUGCUGAUCGAACGUGUCGAGAUUGGUUUAACAGGUUUCGUGAAGGUGACAUGUCAUUAGAAGAUCGUCCGAGAUCUGGAUGUCCUCUCGAGUCUGAUAUUGAACGAUUAAAAGUCCUGAUCAAAGACAAUCCACGAUUAACCACCCAUGAAUUGUCAGCAAUGCUCGGGUGCGACCAAUCCACUAUUGAUCGCCAUUUGCAUAAAAUGGGAAAAGUUAAUAAACUUGGAACAUGGGUUCCACAUCAAUUAACCUCGGACAACGUACAGCAAAGAAUCACCAUAUGCAAUUCUUUGUUGUCAAAACGCAACCGACAUAGAUUUCUUCAACAGAUAGUUACUGGUGAUGAAAAGUGGGUUCUAUAUGUUAACCAUACACGCAAGCGCCAGUGGGUAAAUCCUGAAGAUUUGCCCGAACCAGAACCAAAAAACGACCUGCACUCGAAAAAGGUGAUGCUCUCAAUUUGAUGGGAUUUUCAAGGUAUUAUUUACUGGGAACUCCUUCCGUCUAACACUACAGUCGACUCGAAGCUGUACUGCAAACAACUCCAAAAUCUGAAGGUUGCAUUGCAAGCAAAUCGUCCUGAAAAACGAAAAGUUCGACUACUUCAUAACAAUGCAAAACCUCAUACGGCUAAGGUCACUCGUGAAAAGCUGGAAGAAUUAGGCUGGGAGGUCCUACCUCAUCCACCAUAUUCACCAGACUUGGCACCACCUGACUAUCAUUUGUUUCGAUCGCUCCGCAAUUAUCUGGUCAAAAAACACUUCGAUGAUCAAGCCCACCUAAAAUCGGACCUCGAAACUUAUUUUUUGUCUUUGUCUGUGAAGUUCUUUGAAGAUGAUAUUCUGGAUUUGCCUAAUAGAUGGGAGUAUGUAAUACAUAACAACGGUGUAUAUGUUGUUGAUUGAUGGCAUUUUGUUUCAAUAAAAUCUCGAAACCAAGAAGAAGAAAAAAAUCGGCGGAGACUUUUGCAUCAACCCGAUAACUAAAUUACAAUUAACACCUUAUUUAAUAACUUCUCAAAAAUAUCCUCGGACAAAAAAAAUCAGAAAAAAACAUCUUUUAAAUCAAAUACAUACUACAGUGACAUCAAAAAUAAUUUAGAAAAAAUCUACUAAGAUAAAGAGUCGUAAGAUUCUAGCAGAAUCACUGUAUUUGCUUGUAACCAAUUCUUGACGCUACGUUCCAGAUCUUUGGUUGGUUCAGUCAGAAUCAUUCAAAGAUUCACUCUUUUUACCUAAGAAAACGACUAAAUCUUGAAGAAAGUGCGUAGCCAGAAAAUUUCAAGAUUCUGACAGAAUUCAACAGAGGAUUGAUCAAGAUCCCUAGCGGUUUCCGACUUUUUUAAACUGUGAGUCGUUUAGGAAACUAGAUGCGACUCUGAGUGUGAAUUUUGGCCCAUCUUAUGUUAACUAACAUUAACAGUCAUUGGUAGAUCCUUUUGUUGGAUUCUUGUUGAUAUUUAUCUCUGAUUUAACGACAAUAGUUGGCUGUGUCCAUUUCAAACCUUUCAGUAAUUUUGAAGAAAGCGAAUAUACCUUCACAGCGCAUUACAACAUGCCAUGAAUAUCUUAGAUGCCAACCAACCUCCAGAUUAAACAACUGUCGAAAGUAGUCGAGCAGAAUUCAUCUUACCUUUUCACUUGUCGACAUUCUUUCAAGCUCUCCUUGCUAGUAAUAAUCUGAACGUUUAGGUCUCAUACAAAUAGUCUUAGAUUUUAAUUCAGUUCAAUGUUUGUUUUUACAUCGAUUACUAAUGAUCCUUUCGCGCACUCAGCAUUUUUCAGAUGUUUUUAGUUACAAAACACAAAACUUUGUAUUUGAAAAAAAUUAAUAGCUGCGCGAAGUAUUAUAGUGGUAACUCAAGCAUUAGUAGGACAAAACUUCAGGCAUUUAAAUCAGUCUCAGUGAAGGAGUAGGUGCUUCGUCAUUACAUGCUUACCAGAUGGGUUUUUUCGAGAUAAUAAUCAUUUGAAUAUAAAGACUAAUCUUUUUCAAGAUCUUUUUGAAAACUUUAUCGAAAAAAUAAAUUAGAAAACCACUCUGAAAACUUUGUGCGCUAGUACAUAUUAUAUGGCUUCUUCUAGUACGAGGAUAUGUAUGCAUUGUGAUGUCAGAAAGUCACAUUAGAUCUCUAACUGUUCUGUUUCUUGCUUUAGUCAAGAACCCCUUAAAAUAUCCUCAGAUACUCCCCGUAACAUUCCUAGGGAUCGUUCAGGAAACAGCAACCUUCUCUGUGGUGAAUAUAGAAGUCGUCUUGAUUUUCUUUUUAAAUAAUACUUAAAGUGGCAGUUGCAUUCUUGUGGUUAACCUAAAUAUAAAAUACAUAACUAAAUGUUACAAGUAGUUAUCAUUCUGCUUGCUCUUAUUAUUUGUCUAAAUAAAAAAGAAGAUUAAUAUUUUUAACACAUGUUCACUUGAAUAUAUUUUUAACAGUUUAAGCAAUUUUCGUGAGUUUUGUAUAAUUUUAUUCCAUAUUUUUUUGAAGCUUGAUUUCAUGUAAAAUUUGUCUCUAAAAAUCUGUGUGUAAACAGUCUUUUUGUAAAAUAUAUGUUCAAUUUUCUUUCACUUAAAGUUUUCAGAAGAGAAUCAAAAGCAGUCAGCUAGAAUGAGAAUUUCAUACUCUUUCUGAAUAUAUAUUACGAAUCAGUUUUGAAUUAAAGUUAAUCCACUAAGAGCGAAUCUUUGAUAGGGACCAACAAGAACGUUUGUGUAAAAGAUAAGUU
Rotaria sp. Silwood1 is the source of this 2838-nucleotide messenger RNA. Lineage: Eukaryota; Metazoa; Rotifera; Eurotatoria; Philodinida; Philodinidae. The record is from the annotation of a GenBank genome assembly.